This is a messenger RNA of Hemiscyllium ocellatum (epaulette shark), 1287 nucleotides long. Its product is annotated as G-protein coupled receptor 84-like. Gene Ontology annotation, biological process: neuropeptide signaling pathway. Gene Ontology annotation, molecular function: urotensin II receptor activity. The transcript has a single exon. Gene Ontology annotation, cellular component: membrane. Bases 74 to 1201 code for a protein of 375 amino acids. NCBI's taxonomy places the organism in Eukaryota, Metazoa, Chordata, Chondrichthyes, Orectolobiformes, Hemiscylliidae. The record is from RefSeq and is a predicted model, not a curated record.
AGAGAGAGAGAGACGUUGGUCUCCCUGCCGCAUCCCCUGGAGUUCGUGCUCCAUCGUAGCGGGGUGUGUGGGGAUGGAGUCGAACUGGAGCUGCGACCCAUCGCUGUCUGGGUACCGCUACUUCGGGGCAUCGCUGGGGCUGGCGGUCACCGCGGUGGGCGGCGCGGGGAAUCUGCUGACCCUCCUGGCCUUCGCGGCGGACGCCCGCCUGAGGACCCCCUUCAACCUGCUGAUCCUGAACCUGACGCUGUCCGACCUGCUCUACUGCGCCUUCCUGCAGCCCGUGACGGCGGCCAGCUACCUGAGGAUGGGCUGGAGGGGGGGCCGCCGCGCCUGCCGCGCCUUCGGCCUCCUGCUGUUCACCUCCAACGCCACCUCCAUCCUCUCGCUGGGGCUGAUCGCCGGAGCACGGUACGCCCUGGUGCGGGGGGCUGGGCGCUGGCGCGGGGCCCACUCCCGCUGCCCCCGGGGCGUCCUGGUGCCCGUCCUCCUGGCUGGCACCUGGCUCCUCUCUCUGUCCCUCUUCGCCCCGCUCUGGCCCGUCUUCGAGUUCCAGCCGGCGGUCUGCACCUGCAGCUUCAACCGCGAGACGGGGAGGCCGUACACCAGCAUCCUGAUGGUGCUGCUUUUCGGGGUGGGCCUGUCCUCCAUUGGCGUCUUCUACUGCCUCCUGGCCAAGAGGGUGAGCGCCGCCCGCCGCGCGCUGGACGCGCACCGGCAGCGAAGGAUGGCCCCGGGAGAGAUCGAGCGUUCCACCGCCUCAUGGCAGUCCGAGGGAGCAUCAGCGCCGCCUCCUGCCCAGCCCCGGGCGGGUUCGGACUCCCACCGCGUCACCCGGAUGUGCGUCGCCUCCUUCUGCGUCUUCGUGGCCUGCUACCUGCCCUUCUGCCUCCUCAACGUCCUGGACCGCGGCUCCCGGGCUCCGGUGAUGGUCCACGCCAUCGUCGCCAGCCUCACCUGGCUCAAUGGCUGCGUCAACCCCUUCCUCUACGCCUUCAUGAACCGCCAGUUCUCCCAGGCCUACCGCCGGCUUUUCCACAAGGUGUGGGCGCGGUGCGUACGGUGGAGCCCCAACAUCGUGGGUCACCGGGCCGUAGACCAAUCCGCCAGCAGGCAGAUCCUAAGCUCGUCGGGACCUGCAGAAACGACACAGACAACACUUCCCCCAAGUCAACAACCGUCUCACUGUUCUCCGCAGUAAAAGGGCUCUUUUUUGGAGGAGUUUCUAAAUCCCUUGUUUGGAUAUUUUAUCUUAAAUUCCUGAUUUUAUACAUUUCAUUCUGAAAC